GGGGUUGCCGUGUCACUUACUACCAGUCGAACAAUUUCUUCAUUCCGUCACUUGAUAUCAUAAAAAAACAGCUGAGACGAGUUUAUAGAUAUCAGAAACGUCGAUUGCUGACGUAAGCCGUAAACACGCUUUACUUGCAGUAUGAGGAAGGCGUGUGAUGGCUGCGCCUGCAAAUACGGACGUGGUGCCUUUAGAAAAGCAACAACCUACGGUCAUACCCAUAGUUUCACAAUCUGAUGAAUUGGAGUCAAAUGGAACUUAUAAAUUCAGUUACGAGACUGCGAACGGUAUCAAACGCGAAGAAACGUCUUAUAACAAAGUUUUACCAAAAGGGCGGUCAGCGGACAGCAACGAGGGAGGAGAAAAUAACGAGAGCGACGAGAUUCAUGUUCAAAUUGGGUCAUACUCUUACACUGCCCCUGAUGGCACUCUCAUCAGCGUUAGGUACAUAGCCGAUGAAAAUGGAUUUCAACCUAUUGGUGAUCACAUUCCUCGUGUACCAGGCUUGAGUACUUCAAGCUCAACAGAAGAAAAGUCAGGGCGUGCCUUGAAUAUUGCGGAUAACGCUGGAUCUGGUUCCGCACCCGCUUCAAAGUCAGCACAAAAAUCUGAAGCACCUGAAGAGCACCCUGGAUCAGAAGGUUCUGGUGACCAAAAAUCGACACCCGUUUCUGUCGACGCGAGAUCUGCUAAAUCAACAGCUGAGGCUAAAGCCUCUGAAUCGGCGGCGAAAGCAUCAACGACUGAGGAGGCUAAAUCGACAGAAGCAGUUGCUGGUGCAUCAACAACGGAAGCUGUAGAAGUCACUGAAGCGGCUAAGACAACAGAAACUUCCGACGUAUCAACAAUAGAAGCAACCAAAACAACUGAAGCAGCUGAUGCAAGCACUACCGACGUGGCUAAAACAGCUGAAGGUAACGAUGCAUCAACGACAGAAGCUGCUAAAGUCACAACAGAAGCAGAAGCAAGCACUACUGAAGCGGUUCAGACAACUGAAGCUAUUAAAACUACAGAAGAGGCCGAAGCAAACAUGGAAGGUGCUAAUGUAUCAACGACAGAAGCAUCGAGAGCUGCUGCAGCCACCGUAUAAUACAACAUUUUAUAUAAAUCAAUUAGUAAUAAAAGUUAACUGCCAUUGUAGUCAUAGAUUUCUAUGAGCCCUCCUACAUUCGUAAAAUUUGCGCCAUAUUAACUUUAGUUAUAAACUUAUCACGGGCAAAAUAUAUCACGAAAGUUAUGUAUGUAAUGUAGAUAUCUGGUACGGGUUCACCUAUUUAAUCCUGUAUAAAAAUGUAAAUAGUUUUGUUUUUGCAUUGUGUAUCUUUUAAACAUUUAAUGAAAGAUGAAGUUUUUGUAAAUAUUCGUAAGUUUUUAUUUAUGUUAAUAAAGUACAAUC
This is a messenger RNA of Hyposmocoma kahamanoa, 1396 nucleotides long. Its product is annotated as late embryogenesis abundant protein, group 3-like. NCBI's taxonomy places the organism in Eukaryota, Metazoa, Arthropoda, Insecta, Lepidoptera, Cosmopterigidae. The record is from RefSeq and is a predicted model, not a curated record. Gene Ontology annotation, molecular function: structural constituent of chitin-based larval cuticle. Gene Ontology annotation, cellular component: chitin-based extracellular matrix. The transcript is spliced from 4 exons. The coding region runs from base 158 to 1090 and encodes 310 amino acids.